Ceratina calcarata is the source of this 714-nucleotide messenger RNA. RefSeq names its product Autophagy-related 10 (gene Atg10). Gene Ontology annotation, cellular component: cytosol. The transcript is spliced from 5 exons. Gene Ontology annotation, molecular function: Atg12 conjugating enzyme activity. Lineage: Eukaryota; Metazoa; Arthropoda; Insecta; Hymenoptera; Apidae. Bases 98 to 697 code for a protein of 199 amino acids. Gene Ontology annotation, biological process: autophagy of mitochondrion; autophagosome assembly; protein lipidation. The record is from RefSeq and is a predicted model, not a curated record.
CUUUGCUCUUAGUCCCAUUGUCUAUCUUUCUCCCCACCAAGAAUUAUGAGCUGCGCGCGCAGCCGUUGCUUUUCACGGCAGGAUCGUACUGUGACAAAUGGAUGGUCCAGGUACAAUCACGUGGGAGGAAUUUGUCGAGAAUGCCGAGAGUUUUGUAAAUAUGUCGAAUCGGAUCUCUGACGGAUGGGAAUUUCGCGGUGACAAGAUACAUUUGCAGAGCGUGCCGGGCGAGGCGUACGUCGCUCGGCAACGGAAACGAUACAUUACCGGCGAUUAUUUGGCGCCGGAAAAUGACGAUUUCAAUUUCGUAUCGGAGCAAGACCCGUUCGAGGCUGAUUGCCCGAUCGAAAAACCAUUAGUUACAGAACAUCACGUACUAUGGUCGAUGAGCUACGGCGUUCCGGUGCUUUAUUUUAACGGAUGGAAAUCAGAUUUCCCUGGAAUUAAUCCGAUAUCUGUAGAAGAAGCACAGUCCCUCGUACGUAAUGCAGAAUUGAGAUACACAGAAUUGUCUCAAGCGAUACACCCGAUAUUGGGUACACCGUUUUUAUAUCUGCAUCCUUGUAUGUCUCACGAGCUCCUGCAAGUCACGAGCAAUAGCAAAAAUAAAUUAAUCAGCUGGCUAAGUACUGUUGCGCCCGCUGCGCUCAAUCUCGAAUUAUCAUCAGAAUAUUGUCAAUUGACUGUAAUAAAGUGACUAUAAGUUGGCAUAAA